AUGGCUUCCAAGAGAAGAUCUUGUAAAAAUAAACCCGACGUAUUUUGCUAUAUCUGCGGUGAAUACACACUUGUUCAUAACAGGAAUCAAGUCACAUGUUUCAUAAAGCGUGCUUACCAUGCUUAUUUUGGUAUUAAACUUGGUGACCAGGAUAAAGAUUGGGCGCCACACAUGGUAUGCAAGGCUUGCACCGUGUAUCUGCGUCAGUGGACCAAGGGCAAGAAGACGUGUCUGAAGUUUGGAAUUCCCAUGGUUUGGCGGGAGCAGAGAAACCAUGACACUGACUGCUACUUCUGUAGCAUCGAUCUGACUGGGAUAAACAGAAAGAACCGAAGCAGCCUCGAGUAUCCUGAUUUGCAAUCUGCACGUCGUCCUGUAGCUCAUUGUGAUGAUAUUCCAGUACCUGUGUUUCACAAACUUCAAGACAUCAGUGAUGACGAAUCCUCUAGUGAUGAAGAUCAGGAAACAGAAGAAGAAUGGCCAGUUGUUGACGAUGAAACUCCACAGCUUUUUUCCCAACAGGAGCUAAAUGAUCUAGUUCGCGACCUCAGCUUGUCAAAGGCCUCUGCUGAACUGCAUCAAGAGUACCUCCAAUUUUUCUCGGAGGUGCAGGACUUGGUGUACUGCACAGAUAUUGCACAGCUUCUGCACCACCUGGGAGUGCCGCAGUACAAGCCCAAAGACUGGAGACUGUUCAUUGACAGCAGCAAGCGGUCACUGAAAUGUGUUCUACUGCACAACGGCAACCAGUUUGCCUCUGUGCCCCUUGCUCACUCUACUAAACUGAAGGAGAAGUAUGAAGCGGUGAAGUAUGUGCUGGAGAUGAUUCGUUAUGAUCAGCAUAAGUGGGUUAUUUGUGUCGAUCUGAAGAUGGUGAAUUUUUUGUUGGGGCAACAAUCCGGGUUCACCAAAUACCCAUGUUUUCUGUGCAUGUGGGACAGUAGGGACACUGCUCACCAUUACACGAAGAAGGACUGGCCUGUGCGAGAGGAACUAGUGCCUUGCAGAGCAAGUAACGUUAUCAACAGCCCUCUGGUGGACAGAGACAGGAUACUCUUCCCACCACUGCACAUCAAGCUUGGCUUGAUCAAGCAGUUCACAAAAGCUCUAGACAAGGAAGGUGGCUGCUUCAAUUACAUGUGCCAGACAUUUCCGGGAGUAACCAUAGUGAACUUAAAAGCUGGUAUCUUUGACGGUCCUCAAAUCCGUCGGCUCAUCAGAAAUCCAGAGUUUGAAAAGUCAAUGAACAAAGUGGAACAGGAAGCAUGGAAUGCUUUUGUUCUCGUUGUGAAAAACUUCCUUGGCAACAACAAGGCCAGAAACUAUGCUGAACUUGUCAACAAUAUGAAUCUUGGAUCAAUGAGCGACGAGCAGGGAGAGAGAUUCCACCAGGAGAUGAAGGAGAUGGAGACCAGGUAUCAGGGACGUUGGAAUGCCGUCAUGAUGGCUGAUUACUGCUGGACUCUAAAGAGAGACAUCCCUGAUGCUGAGCAUUCCAGGGUAUCCAAUAAACGGAAGUUCCAGCCCUAA
Molecule: messenger RNA, 1530 nt
Organism: Helobdella robusta
Lineage: Eukaryota; Metazoa; Annelida; Clitellata; Rhynchobdellida; Glossiphoniidae
Exons: 3
Coding region: 1-1530 (509 amino acids)
Source: RefSeq, a predicted model, not a curated record